Molecule: messenger RNA, 1898 nt
Organism: Pygoscelis adeliae (Adelie penguin)
Lineage: Eukaryota; Metazoa; Chordata; Aves; Sphenisciformes; Spheniscidae
Gene: LMOD1
Product: leiomodin 1 (smooth muscle)
Exons: 2
Biological process (GO): muscle contraction; myofibril assembly; pointed-end actin filament capping
Cellular component (GO): myofibril; striated muscle thin filament
Molecular function (GO): tropomyosin binding
Source: RefSeq, a predicted model, not a curated record
UGCUGAGAUUUAACACUUCAGCACCUGCUGCUGCUGGGGGAAGCAGUGUUGGAGCUUCGGCUUCUUUUUUUUUUCUCCUUCCUUGGGUACCACACACAACCGCAACCGUGUCUCGCCAGCGAGCCAAGAUGUCCAAAGUGGCCAAAUAUCGGCGACAAGUUAGUGAAGAUCCAGAUAUUGACAGUUUGUUGUCUACUCUGUCUCCAGAGGAGAUGGAAGAGCUGGAAAAGGAGCUGGAUGUGGUGGAUCCAGACGGAAGCAUCCCUCUGGAGCUCAGUCAGAAAAACCAAACAGAAAAUUCCCCACCUGGCCCGCAAAACUGCGAGACAAUGCUCAAUCACUGCGAAAAGGAGACCAGGAAACUUAUUCAGAGGGAACACUCGGUGGACGAAAGCAGAUCGAGCGAGAAGAAUAAGGGAGCCAAGAAUGAAGAAGAAAAGGGAAAGGAAGCUCCUUCCAAAGACCUGGCCCAGAAACGAGAUACAAAAGUGGGGAAAGACUCUAAAAAGGAAGAAAGCGUUCAGAAAACAGACCCAAAAGUUAAAGCUGAGGCUGCGACCAAGACCAAAGAGGAGAAGGCUAUCAACGACAAAGUCAAGGCCAUGGAGAAAAAGCUGAUGGGGAAGGACAAAAAGGAGGACGAGAAGGGCUCAGUGUUGAAGAAGGACAUGGGGAAGUAUAAAAAGGAGGAAGAAAAGGGCUCAGCAUUAAAGAAGGAUGCAGGGAAGGAUAAAAAGGGGGAAGAAAAGGGCUCAGCAUUAAAGAAGGAUGCAGGGAAGGAUAAAAAGGAAGAAGAGAAGGGCUCAGCAGCAAAGAAGGAGACAGGGAAGGACAAAAAGGAAGAAGAAAAGGGUUCUGCAUUGAAGAAGGGCACAGGGAAGGACAAAAAGGAAGAAGAAAAGGGUUCUGCAUUGAAGAAGGGCACAGGGAAGGACAAAAAGGAGGAGGAGAAGAGUUCAGGAUCAAAGAAAGAGGCAGAAAAAGACACAAAGGGAGAAGAUAAGAAAGAAAAAGAUAAAAAAGAAGAGCAAAAGAGUUCAGCUUUGAAAAAAUCAAAGGCAGACGAGAAGGAGAAAUCCCAGCCAGAGGCAGAAAAGGCAGCGGAGGGCAAACAGGAGGCCAAGGCAGCGGCCGAGAGCAGCCCCUCCAAGCCCACCACCGGCGGCUCCCCGGAUCAGGCCAAGGAUGACGAAGCCUCCAGCAUUUUCGAUGAGCUCAUCGAGAAGGUGAAGAACAACGAUGCCGAGGUCACCGAAGUGAACGUGAACAACUCGGACUGCAUCAACAACGAGACCCUGGUGCGCUUCACCGAGGCCCUGGAGUUCAACACCGUGGUCAAGCUGUUCGCCUUGGCCAACACCCGUGCCGACGACCACGUGGCCUUCGCCAUCGCCAUCAUGCUGAAGUCCAACAAGGUGCUGACGAGCAUCAACCUGGACUCCAACCACAUCACGGGCAAGGGCAUCCUGGCCAUUUUCCGGGCGCUGCUGCAGAACAACACGCUGACGGAGCUGCGUUUCCACAACCAGCGGCACAUCUGCGGGGGGAAGACGGAGAUGGAGAUCGCCAAGCUCCUGAAGGAAAACACCACGCUUCUGAAGCUGGGCUAUCACUUCGAGCUGGCCGGACCACGCAUGACAGUCACCAACCUGCUGAGCCGUAACAUGGACAAACAGAGGCAGAAACGCCUCCAGGAGCAGAAACUGGCACAGGAGCGUGGAGAGAAGAAGGACCUCCUGGAGGUGCCCAAGCCCGGAGCCCUGCCAAAGGGGUCCCCCAAGCCAUCCCCGCAGCCGUCCCCCAAGGCUUCCCCCAAAAGCUCUCCCAAGAAAGGGGGGGCGCCCGCCGCACCGCCCCCGCCUCCUCCUCCCCUCGCCCCACCGCUGAUCCACGAGAAC